CACAUCAUCCAGACAAUGUACGGCUGUGAUCUCCGGGAAGACAACACCACCAGGGGGUUUUACCAGGAUUCCUAUGAUGGACGAGACUUUCUCACCUUUGAUAAGGAGACCAUGACUUGGGUCGCCGCCGAUAUUGGGGCUCAGAUCACCAAGAGGAGGUUCGAUGCUGAUGUAUCUGGCAAGCGGCGAUGGAAAGUCUAUAUGGAGGAGGAAUGUAUUCAAUGGCUAAAGAGUUUCCUAGAGUACGGGAAGGAGACUCUACAGAGGAAAGUGCGUCCAACCGUGAGGGUGAGGGGCAGGUCGGCUCAUGACGGCCUCCGCACCCUCUCCUGCACAGUCAGCGGGUUCUACCCCCGGCACAUCACCGCGACCUGGCUGAGGAAUGGGGAGAGCAGAGAGCAAGACACCUACUCAGCAGGCCCCCUCCCCAAUGGGGACGGGACCUACCGGACCUGGGUGACGAUGGAGAUUGAUCCCCAAACCAAUGCCCAGUAUGCAUGUCGCGUGGAGCACGAGAGCCUGUUAGAGCCACUCUCUGUCCCCUGGGAACCAGACAAUCAUCGGAUUCCCGCUGUGGCCGGGGGGGUCACGGCUGCUCUCCUGGUGGCCAUGGGAAUUGGCGCAGUCGUCUGGAAAAAGAAAUGCUCAGGUAAAGAGCCUGGGAUUGGGAUGGGGGCUUCCCUGCACCCGCUGACCCUGCAGACCCCCCCCUCCGGGCGGUAGCAACACGGGAGCCGGUGUCAGUGUGGUGAACCGUGGACUC
Pelodiscus sinensis (Chinese soft-shelled turtle) is the source of this 763-nucleotide messenger RNA. The record is from RefSeq and is a predicted model, not a curated record. Lineage: Eukaryota; Metazoa; Chordata; Testudines; Trionychidae.